UCGGAAAUUUCUCGAAUUGGACGGUGGAGCCAGACACCUUGGGCUUGGUGUGCUGGUGGUAAUCGAUCGUUGAAAAAGUGGCACAACUCCGGCGACAGCGAUUCAUCAUGUAAAGAAGGCCUCUUAGUGGCGACCUGAUGAUCUGUUCGUGAUUCGAUGUGAAUUGAGGACGGAGUCAGUGGCGCUUGUCUAAGCGAGGAAGAUGUCCAGCUCGUGUUCCCGAACACAGCAGCCCACCCUGGCGUUCCCCCGCAGGAAGUCAUCACGCAUUACCUCGGGGAUGAAGAGCGCCGCCCUACUGGGUGAACUGUGUCCCGCAGCCGCAAAGUCGGCCCGAGCUGCAGCUCCUCCUCUAACCAGGAGGAAGUCCAACAGGAGCACCCCCAAGCCUUCUGGGAUGACUGUUGCACCUCUGAGCCCCCGCAAGCGCACAGGUGACGACAACGGAUGCAACGUGCCCUCGUCCCUCUGCUGCUCACCGUCCAAGCAAAGCUGCCACAGAUCUGGGGACGAGAACAGCCCCGCAUCACAAAGUGCCCCCUCCCCCCUCAGGCCCUCGCAGGAGGCCCCCUGCAGCCGGUCUGCCAAACGGGCCCCUGUGGCACGCCUCUUUGCAGCAGAAGAGGCGCAGUGUCAGAGUGUGAAGCAGGCCCUCCACACAGCUCUGCCCGAGCGCCUGCUGUCCCGGGAGCAGGAACAGGCGUCCAUCCGCUCCUUCCUGCUGGACAGGGUGAAGGCAGGAUGUCCAGGCAGCCUUUACAUCUCCGGGGCGCCAGGGACAGGCAAGACAGCCUGUCUGAGCUGCGUGCUGCAGGACAUGGAGAACGAUCUUCAGUCAGUUCAGAAAAUUAUCAUCAACUGCAUGACGCUGCGCAGCUCCCAGGCAAUCUUCCCCCGGGUUGCCAAAUGCCUGGGCGUUUCUGCUGACGACCUGGAGAAGCAUCUUACUAAAUCAGGCCCUGCAGUGUUGCUCAUCCUGGAUGAAAUGGACCAGCUGGACAGUAAGGCUCAGGAUGUGCUCUACACCAUAUUCGAGUGGCCCCACCUACCCGGGUCCCGCCUCUGUCUCAUUGGUGUUGCCAAUGCACUGGACCUCACAGACCGCAUCCUACCCCGCCUGCACACCCGGCCCGGCUGCCGCCCAGCACUCCUCCACUUCCCACCAUACAGCCGAGAGGAACUGACCGCCAUCGUGCAGGACCGCGUGGCCCAUGUGGCCAGUGAGGUGUUGCUGGACGCAUCUGCAGUGCAGUUCUGUGCCAGGAAGGUGUCGGCGGUGUCGGGAGACGCCCGCAAAGCGCUGGACAUCUGCAGGAGGGCCGUGGAGAUGGUGGAGUCGGAGACAAGGUCCAGGUUGACCGCCGUGACCUCAGAAUCCAAAGUGUCCCGGGUGGGCGUGGCCCAGGUGGCGCGGGUCCUCUCCGACGUCUACGGUGACCGCAUGGCAUCCAGGGAAGGAGAUGGCGAGAGUUUCCCACUGCAGCAGAAGCUGCUGGUGUGCAGCCUCUUAAUGGAAACACGCCGGGGAGGGGGGCGUGAGGUGCCGCUGGGCAAGCUCCAUGAAGCAUAUAGUCGCCUCUGUGUCCAGCGCCACGUGUCACCUGUCAGUCAGAGUGAGUGCCUGUCGCUGUGCUCCCUCCUCGAGAGUCAGGGCGUCUUUGCACUCAGGAAGGCCAAGGAGGCGCGAACCACCAAGGUGUGUCUGAAAAUUGAGGAACAGGAUGUGGAGAAUGCGCUGAAGGACCACACACUUUUGGGCAGCAUCCUGUCCACCUGCCUUUGAUAGGAACUGACCGUCUCCUUGACAACCAUCCUGUGAAUCCAAGUGUUCACAGUGCUGUUUCCCUCGGCAGCUCUGGUGUGUGUGUGUGUGUGUGUGUGUGUGUGUGUGUGUGUGUGUGUGUGUGUGUGUGUAUACAUAUAUAUAAUACACACACAUAUAUAUACCCACAGCAGAGCACUGUAGGUUUCCCUGCUGCCCUCUGGUCUCACUGGUAGUUACAGAAACUGGCUGUAUUUUAUUUACCAUGUUUACUUGCUCCUCCGGCUGUAUGUUUUCCUUAGAAUAUAAGUAGCAUCUGCUGAGCUCUGCUCACCCCCCUGUUCAGUGAGAGCUGGACAAUGUCAGUAUCAGUGCUUUGUGUCCUAAUUUCCAUGA
Molecule: messenger RNA, 2158 nt
Organism: Scleropages formosus (Asian bonytongue)
Lineage: Eukaryota; Metazoa; Chordata; Actinopteri; Osteoglossiformes; Osteoglossidae
Gene: cdc6
Product: cell division cycle 6 homolog (S. cerevisiae)
Exons: 12
Coding region: 203-1783 (526 amino acids)
Biological process (GO): DNA replication initiation; cell division; mitotic DNA replication checkpoint signaling
Cellular component (GO): nucleus
Molecular function (GO): DNA replication origin binding; ATP binding; ATP hydrolysis activity
Source: RefSeq, a predicted model, not a curated record